This is a messenger RNA of Aureococcus anophagefferens, 372 nucleotides long. RefSeq lists its product as hypothetical. The record is from RefSeq and is a predicted model, not a curated record. Gene Ontology annotation, molecular function: ubiquitin conjugating enzyme activity. Lineage: Eukaryota; Pelagophyceae; Pelagomonadales; Pelagomonadaceae. The annotation marks the transcript as partial. The transcript has a single exon.
GCCGUGCCGAAGCGGCUCGUGCGCGAGCUCCGGAGCCUCGCGCGGGACCUGCCCGUGCACGCGGCGUCGUCCGUGCUGCUGCGCUUCGACGCGGUCUGCCCGCUCUACAUGCGCGCGCUCAUCACGGGCCCGCCGCGGACGCCCUACGAGCACGGCUGCUUCGAGUUCGAGGUCGAGUGCCCGGCGGACUACCCGGCGAAGCCGCCGCGCGUGCGCAUCCUCACGACGAAGCGCGGCACGCUCAAGUUCGGCCCGAACCUCUACGCGGACGGCUUGGUGUGCCUGAGUUUGCUGGGCACGUGGCCGGGGCCCGGCUGGGACCCGAACGCGUCGUCGCUGCUCCAGGUGCUCAUUUCCAUCCAGGGCCUCGUG